Messenger RNA from Plutella xylostella (diamondback moth), 2895 nucleotides. RefSeq names its product protein-lysine N-methyltransferase SMYD4. Gene Ontology annotation, molecular function: histone deacetylase binding. NCBI's taxonomy places the organism in Eukaryota, Metazoa, Arthropoda, Insecta, Lepidoptera, Plutellidae. The record is from RefSeq and is a predicted model, not a curated record. Gene Ontology annotation, cellular component: nucleus; cytoplasm.
UAGAAAAAAAUGAAAAAAAAAGAUGUCCACAAUGGAAUAAAUCAAACCGCCAAUUGUAAAAUUAGAAAAUAGUUUCAAUAGCAAUAGCAAAAUAGUCUAGUUUUAUUUAGAUCCGUAUAAUUUCAGAAAUGAAUAGUAUGAAUUUACCAGAAGACUGUUCCAAGCAGUGGGAUUUAUUGUUAUUAUUAUUAUCUUCCGAAGAAAAGAAAAUAGAUAGAACUACUGACAGCGAAAUUGAAGUGAUGUCUUAUUUUUAUAAACACGAGGGAAUCAGAAAAAUAUUGCUUCAAUGGCUAGGACAAAUGCAUGAAUCAUAUGCCAAGAAGAAAAGUAAAUUAGAUACAGCGACUAAAAGUGAUGAGAUUUCUUUACACUGGCGUCAUAAAGGCAACGAGAACUUCCGAAACAACUACAUCGAAGAAAGUUAUAAAUGUUAUUCAAAAAGUGUCCAAUAUGCGGAACCCGGUGGCCCUAUGUUUCCCCUCGCUUUCGCAAACAGAUCUGCUUCACUGUUAAGACUGAAAAGGUACCAGGAAUGUAUGUCUGAUAUAGAGCAUGCAUUAGUGAACAGGUACCCUCGAGAACAACAGCAUAAGCUUUACUUGAGACAGGCUGAUUGUCUGAUUGAGCUCCGACAAGCAACAAGGGCUCAGCAAGCACUAAAAGAAGCCAGAGAGCAUGCUGAAAGUUUGCAACUUCCUGCAGUUCAUGCCAAUGAGUUUGACCGACAUCUAAAGGUGAUAGAGAAGAAAUUAGACAUCUUGGGUCCAGUAAAUGUAAAGACUGAAGAACCAGAACCAUCUAGCUGCUUGCUCGGAGAAAACCACGCUUUUGUAUCAGCCUCAUCAGUACUUGAAUUGAAGCGCAGUGACACAGCCGGCCGAUAUGUGGUGACGAAGCAGGCCACUCAGCGAGGCGAUGUCCUGUUUGCUGAGGACCCUUAUGCAUUUGUCGCGUUGCCCCUUGAUGGAGACCUUGCAAUCGUGUGCGAACAGUGCUGUCGUGGUGAUGUGAAUUGUGUGCCUUGCAAAUGUUGUUCCCGUGCGGUGUACUGCGGAGAGCGGUGCCGCGACGCCGCGUGGGACCAACACCACCGCUUCGAGUGCGUCGGCGCGCAGAGCCGUCUCUUCCCCACCAUAGGGAUCGCUCACUUAGCUUUAAGGGUAUUACUAGUAUCUGCUAGCCAUGGAUUUCCAGCACUACCUCAGGACGCCAAAACUAAGCAGACAAAUGCCCAAGAUUUAUUUAAAUUCUACUCAGACUGCGAUAAUGUACAAAUAUACAAAAAAGACACCCCAGCCUUCUACAGGAUGUUUAAUCUAGUCACAAACUUUGAUAAGAUGAAUAAUGCAGAUUAUAUACAGUAUGGUUUGACUGCAACAAUGCUAGCUUUAUACCUGGAGUCUUUUACGACAUUCUUUCCUUAUCUUGCGAGUCAACUGCCCAGCACCAUGUCUUCAGAACAGGUGAAACUGUUCGCAUCUGCCUUCAUACUGAGAAGCUUGGGUCAGCUAGUCUGCAAUGGCCAUGCAGCUUUAAGCCUCGCUACAUUUGAUGAUAGUGGUAAAGGAGAAAGCCGUACUCUGUCGGAGCGAGAGGUUCGGCAUGCCACCGCCAUCUACCCGUCUGCGGCCAUGAUGAACCACUCCUGCGACCCCAACAUCGUUAACACGUUCCACCGGCACCGGCUGGUGAUCCGCGGCGGGCGCGAGCUGGCGGCCGGCGCGGAGGUGCUCAACUGCUACGGGCCGCACCGCGCUCGCGAGCUGGCAGCCGACCGGCGCGCGCGCCUCCGGGCGCAGUACCUGUUCCACUGCAACUGCACCGCAUGCGCUGACGGCGACAGGAAAGACGCUGUCUUGUUGUUCAGCGCGUACGCGUGCCCGUCGUGCAAGGGGCCGGUGCUGUGGGCGCGGCGGCGCGCGGUGUGCCAGCAGUGCCGCCGCGAGCCGCCGCUGCAGGCCGCCCGGCUGCAGCUUCAACACGCCGACGAUCUGGAGGCGCAAGCUGAGAAAGCUGCAACACUGGAAGAGCGGUGCGAGAAGCUGCACGAGGCGUUCAAGUUGAAGCAGCAGGUGUGGCACCGGCACCACACGGCUCUGCGCGAUGCCGCCGACCGCCUGGCCAGGGUGCACGCCGAGAUGGGGGACUUCGGCAAAAGUGUGGAGCUUAUAAAACAAAAUAUACAAAGCUUGGAAUACCACUACGGAUCAUUUAGUGUUGAGGUGGCCCACGAACUCCGGAAGUUGGCUGAUGUGAUGUUAGAGCGAAUGUUUCGAUCUCCGCAACAUUCUGACUACAGGGACUGGUGCCUGGAAACGCACAAGAUCAUAAAGAAAGCGUACCAACUAAUGGAGUUGAACUACGGAGGUUGGGAGCCUCUGGUGCGGCGCCUGAAGCGGCAGGAGGCGGCGGUGGCGGCGCAGCUGGCUGGCAGUCGCACGCCCGAUGCAGCCCAUUCGGUGCAUCACAACCUUCAUUAUAACCUUAAAAUAUAGCUGCAUGAAUCCUACAGAUAGUCUUUGCCCAACAGUGGAAAAAAUAUCUAAGAAAAUCUAUUAUAGAGAAAAAAUAUGUAAAAGAUUGUAUGUAUACCUAGGUAUAUAAUUAUGAGCAUUCGUUUAACGCUACCAUACAUGGAAAGGACGAUCGGAUCAGGCUGAACUGAUACCGUUUUGCCUGAUCGGAUUCGUACACACAGCGAGCUUACCUUCAGGACAAUUUAUACACACACGACACGGAUUUUCAUGCGUUCAGAUAACUGAAGGUAAGACUGUCUGUAUAUCUGGCACUGUAAGGGUGAAUUCGUCCAAACAUCACGUUACACGAGAAUAACUAUACCGGAAUAAAAUUUAUACGCGAGUAAAUAUCUAGGAUAAGUACAUUUGCAUUCUA